AUGGCGGAACAUGAGUUUCAGGCUGCUCAACUGCAUGGGGAGAAACACAAAGAGAACGAUGAUUCGGUGAAGGCCAUCCACGAUGUCACUGGCGGACCACUCACGGCAGACCCAAAGGCUCUUCCAACUGCUGCUGAACAUGGUUUCAUCGGCGACGAGAAGAGGCCACGCUCCCCGAGUGAGGAUACCGAGAUUGGCGAGACCGAAGAUGGCAUGGAACCCAACGAGCACGAAAAGAAGCACCUCCGUCACGUUGGCGAGAGCCUUCCCUUUUCGACUUUCCUGGUGGCUUUCGUCGAGCUGUGCGAGCGCUUCACGUUCUAUGGCUGUCAGGGCAUCUUCCAGAACUAUGUUCAGCGCCCCCUCGACGGGUCGCAGGGAAGAGGUGCGCUAGGACUGGGCCACCAGGGCGCAACCGGAUUGACUACUUUCUUCAACUUCUUCUGCUACGUCACUCCGAUACUGGGUGCAAUCGUUGCCGACCAGUACCUAGGCAAGUACAAAGCCAUUCUCUACUUCUGCUCGGUCUACUUGAUCGGACUCUUGAUCCUCUUCACGACCUCGUUGCCGGUUUCCUUGCAGCACGGGGCCGGGCUGGGUGGCUUUAUCACCGCGGUCAUCAUCAUCGGGAUUGGCACCGGCGGUAUCAAGUCGAACGUCGCCCCGCUGAUUGCAGACCAGUACAAACGCAGGAAGAUGAUUAUGUCGACCACCCCCAAAGGUGAGCGGAUCAUCAUCGACCCGGCGGUGACCAUCCAGCGGAUCUACAUGAUCUUUUACACCUGCAUCAACAUCGGCGCCCUGUCUCUCCUGGCCACGCCGUACAUGGAACGUGACGUCGGUUUCUGGUCCGCUUUCUUGCUGUGCUUCUGCAUGUUCUGCGCCGGCACCACCGUUCUCAUUCUAGGGCGCAAGAUCUACGUCGUCCGGCCACCUCAGGGAUCUAUCAUCACGGAUGCGUUCAAAGCAGUGUGGCUCAUGAUCAAACAUCGUGACCAGAAUGCGCCGAAACCGAGCUGGAUGGCGGAAAGGGGCAUCCACAAGACGGUUCCGUGGAACGAUCACUUCAUCGAGGAGUUGAAGAGGGCACUGGUUGCGUGUCGUGUCUUUGUGAUAUACCCAAUCUAUUGGUGUGUCUACGGACAAUUCAGCGGCAACUUUGUCACCCAAGCCGGCCAAAUGCGAGGGCAUGGGAUUCCCAACGACCUGAUGCAGAAUUUCGAUCCGAUCGCCAUCAUCGUCUUCGUGCCAAUCUUGGACAGAUUUGUGUAUCCUCUUCUCAGAAAGAUGCACAUCCCUUUCCCACCAAUCAACCGAAUCGUGCUGGGCUUCUGGGUAGCUGCCCUGGCUAUGAUGUACGCGGCAAUUGUGCAGCAUCUGAUUUACAGCUCUGGACCAUGUUAUAAGCAACCACUGUGCGAUGCGUCGGUUGUCAAUGGCGUCGCCGAGGGCAACAACGUGCACAUUGCGAUUCAAGCUCCAGCGUAUAUGCUCAUCGGCAUCUCCGAAAUCUUCGCGUCAGUGACAGGUUUGGAGUACGCAUACACGAAAGCUCCCCCCAGCAUGAAGUCGUUCGUGCAAUCCGUUUACCUCCUUACCAACGCAUUUGGAUCGGCGCUCGGCGAAGCAUUGACGCCAGUUGCGUAUGACCCUGCCAUCCUGUGGAUGUUUGUGGGACUUUGCAUCGCGAGCUUCUGCGCUGGAUGUUUAAUCUGGGUGCUUUUCCAUCACUUAAAUGAGAGGGAAGAAGAAAUGAACGCGUUGGAGAAUGAUGUCGAGGAGGAAGGUGGAUAUCGUAAGGGCAGCAAGGUCACGUAUUGA
Messenger RNA from Fonsecaea erecta, 1821 nucleotides. RefSeq lists its product as hypothetical. The record is from RefSeq and is a predicted model, not a curated record. Gene Ontology annotation, biological process: transmembrane transport. Gene Ontology annotation, cellular component: fungal-type vacuole; plasma membrane. Gene Ontology annotation, molecular function: dipeptide transmembrane transporter activity; tripeptide transmembrane transporter activity. The coding region runs from base 1 to 1821 and encodes 606 amino acids. Lineage: Eukaryota; Fungi; Ascomycota; Eurotiomycetes; Chaetothyriales; Herpotrichiellaceae. The transcript is spliced from 9 exons.